CAGGGGCAGACUGACCAUUUGGAAACUCGGGCACUGCCCGAGGGCCCGGGGUCAGUAGGGGGCCCCAUGAGAUGCCCCUGGUACCUUUUUCAUAGGCUUUUUUGAGUUUGGGCAAGGACACAGGGGCCCCAUGAUCCCCUAUUGCCUGGGGGCCCCAUGAGUUUUCAGUCCGCCCCUGUUUAUAUUAGACCUUACAUAAAAAUGUAACCUUCAAGCUGGAUUGACACCAGAGCAUAGCAGAAAAUCAU
Messenger RNA from Staurois parvus, 248 nucleotides. NCBI's taxonomy places the organism in Eukaryota, Metazoa, Chordata, Amphibia, Anura, Ranidae. The record is from the annotation of a GenBank genome assembly.